Molecule: messenger RNA, 5397 nt
Organism: Kalmanozyma brasiliensis GHG001
Lineage: Eukaryota; Fungi; Basidiomycota; Ustilaginomycetes; Ustilaginales
Product: Mon2
Exons: 1
Coding region: 1-5397 (1798 amino acids)
Source: RefSeq, a predicted model, not a curated record
AUGGCUCAGCUUCUCACGUCGGAGCUCACCUCGUUGGGGCUCGAGGCCAGACGGAAGCAUCCCGAAAUCAAGCAGGCCACCGACAGCGUCCUCGCUCGGCUCAAAUCCGAGCCAGAUGCACUGCUUGCGUCAUCACGUAGAGAUGCGGGACCGCCUCAAGAUCACCCUCUGCUCAGGCCUAUCUUGCUCAGCUGCGAGACCAAGCUGCCCAAGGUCAUCUCGCUGGCCAUGGCUCUACUCCAGCGAAUGCUGCUUCAGCGACUCGUCCCAGACAAAGCUGUACCUACCAUCGUCAAGACGCUCAAUCAGCUGCUCACGCCACCAAGCAGGAGCGACGUCGAUGUCCAGCUCAAGAUCCUCCAGAUUGCCUCGGCGCUUCUCUCAUCCUAUCCAUCAUUGCACAAUGCCGACCUCUCAAACACGCUCAUGCUCGGCUUCAAGCUCCACGAAGGCAGCAAGGUGGCCGUCGUCAGCUCAACGGCAGCGGCAACGCUGCGUCAGAGCGUCAUGGCUGUCUUUGACAAGGUCAAGGACGAGGAUGCUGUCCUUGAUGGCAUCACAGGAGGCGGCGAGGAGGCCGCCGCAUCAGCGCCAUUGGCAGCCAUGUCAGUCGAUCUACCAGAGGGUUCGGUGACGCUCUUCCCCUCAUCACGCGAUGCAUACCUCGUCUUCUCAGACCUAUGCUCGCUGGCUAAUGCUGAAUCCGCCACCUUCCUGGCUCUCGACUCGCUAUCCAAGACCUUCUCGCUCGAGCUCAUCGAGAGCGUCCUGUCCAAUCAUCAACGUCUGUUCGCCUCCGCUGCCGGAGCAAAGGCGUCAGCAAUCUCGCAUCCAGAGCUGCUCUUUCUGCUGCGCUCCAAGGUCUGCCCACUACUCAUCAAGAGUCUCAGCGAGCCACCCGCAUUCCCCAUCCACCUUCGACUCAUGCGUCUUCUCUUCCUUUUGCUACGCCAAUUCAGCUCUGACCUCGUGCUCGAGGUCGAGAUCCUUCUCUCGAUCCUGCUCCGCACCGUGAAUCCUUCAUCGCAAGAAACCGCGGCACACGGAGGCUCUCAGCCUCUGCUCUGGCAGCAGGUCUUGGCUCUAGAGGUGCUUCGCAGUCUCUGCUCCGAUGACGUCUUCCUCCGCAACCUAUGGGCUUGGUACGAUUCAAGCAAGGCUGGCACCAAUGCCAACGAGGCAACCAGCGGCUCCGUCCCUGUCUUCUCGAAACUAGUCGAGACUCUUCAAAGCGUCCUUUUGCAGGGCGAGCAUCUCUUUGCUUACGAAGCGUCGAUGCAGGGCGUUCCAGGCAGUCCUCGAAGAAGCCGCGUUCGCCAGAGCGCAGAACGAAGCUUCAGUGGCCUAUACGAAGCUGCAGCAGGCGUCGCCAGCGCUGCCAUGUCCGGCAUCAAGGGAUCGACCGAGUCAAGCGGCACCGAGUCUUUGUCUGCUGCAAGCUCGCCUUCGGUUCAAAUCAUCGAUCAGCUGGAUAAGAUCGAAGCGCCCAGCGUCGCGUCAGCCGCUCUGCCAAAGACAUAUGCACAGCUCCUCGCGCUGCAGUCGUGUCAUCUUCUGACGCAGUCCAUGGCCCUGUACGCCCUACCGCUCUACUCGAAAUUUGUCAACUCCCGCGGCAAGGACGCUGCGCCAGCGCCUCCGGCUAUGACAGCCGCUGACAUGGACGCUCUCUCCGACUCUCAAGAGCAAGAAGGUCUAAACUUGACCAAAUCAAUGCUGAGGUCUUCAGCGCUCCCUCUCAGCGACGUCCUCUCCAGAUACCUGCGCUUGAAAUGCACGGACGCCAUCUUCGAAGAGACGCUGCUAGCGCUGAGGAACCUCACCAACGUCACCGGCGCUCUCGACCUAGUGGACGAGCGUGAUGCGAUUCUCACCAUCUUCAUUGCGCUUGCCGUCCCUGGAUGGGAUGCUGCUGCUCCCGCUGCGGUGCUGCAGGCUGAGGACGGCGUCUCGAUUCGCCACCUUGCCUGCCUCAGGGCGUAUGUGCAGGUGGCGUACUACCUCUCUGGCGCGCUCGGUCCUUUCUGGUAUCCUGUACUCAGCGGGCUGUGUAGCGCCGAGGCGUUGCUGGCCUCUGCCAACGCACCAGCACGAGCUGGGAAAGACCUCGGUCGAGACCCCAAUACAGACGAAAACACUGCAGGUCGCAAUGGCCGUGUCACGCUUUCCACAUUGACACACGGGUCCAUGAGCUCGCUUGACACACGAUCAGGGCGCAAUCAGUUGCAGCUGCUCAAUGUCGCAGAUCUGCAGCCAGCACGCCUUCAAGCGCACAUCAAGAGCGUCUUCGAGAACACGGCAUCCCUCGCAGACAGCGCUUUCCUCUAUUUCGUCUCCUCCCUGUGCCGAAUCAGCGCUGACAUGUUGACAACCGCGCCGUCAAUUCUCAGGUCGGCAGAAGCGGACGGCGGACCCACAUCUCCUCAAGCUUCUGGCUUCAGAAGAGGCUCUCGAGCUGAAGGCCCUACGAGCUUUUAUCCCAUCACCUGUCUAGAUCUUGUCGCAACCUUGAACACGAGGCGGCUCUGUUCGCUUCCAUCAGAUCAGGGCUGGGACGCCGUGACCAGUCACCUCAACGAGACGCUUUCCAAUCCGGAACUUCCGCCCACGUGGCGAUGGCAAGCUUCGCAGGCUGCGAACAAGCUCGCUUUCGGGGCCAUGACCGAGGCAGCACAGGCUUCAGACGAGGCCGACAAGUCCCGGUUGCAGAAGCAAGUCAUGCAAAUUCUGGCCAAUGCCGCCGUCCUUGAGGGCAAAAGGGCUACACCGGUCGACAUGGACAUCAGAACCUCCUCGGUCGACAACCUAAAGAGGAUCCUCGAAACCUUUGGGCAUUCGUUGGUCUUUGGUUGGGACUCGAUCUUCGAGAUCUGCUCCGCAACCUGCAGAGCCGACAAGAGGAGUCCGCAAACUGAACAGCCCUCGUCUGCUUCCCUUCAGAAAGGCCAGCUCGCUCUCGUCAAGGCUGGCUUCUCGUGCCUGCAGCUGGUCUGCUCCGACUUCUUAGCCGCCUUGGACGUCGAACAAAUUCGCAAAUGCUGCAGCAAUCUCAACGACUUCGGAAGCCAAGAGUUCGACGUCAACGUGGCGCUAACCGCCAACGGGUGCCUGUGGGGCGUGACUGCCGAGAUGGCGACCCGAGCCAAGAAGACAUCAACAGAGGCGACGGCAGCCACUGUCGACAAAGACGCACAGCCGCUUUGGCUCUUCCUGCUCCAAUGCUUGCUGUCGAUCGCCCAAAGUCCAAGGUCCGAAGUACGCAACGGCGCGAUCUCGAACCUCUUCCGCGUGCUGCAGCAAUACGGCGAUAUGCUCAACCCUGAGGCCUGGCAAGAGAUCUUGGACAGCAUCAUCUUUCCGUUGAUGAAGGUGCUCGACGCGUCGACAUCAGCUCUGGAGAGUGGAGUCGAAGAUGGAACGUCACAGAAAGACCGACAGGCGCUGAUGAUAGGCACGCUUCCGAGCGAGCUCAAGCAAUGGCAGGAGUCGCAGAGCUUGGCCUUGACACAAUUCGGCGAAGCUGUUCGAUCCUUCUUGCCAUCGAAGCUGAUCCGCAGCAGCGCCUUCGAGGAGACAUGGACAAGGCUUCUAGACCUCAGCUCCCGAGCCUUCCUUCAGGGUCCCGCUGAUCUGUCGCAAGCGGCCAUCAAGUGCUUGGCCUCCGCCUUGUCUGCCACCGUGGACGACGACAAACACGUCGGCGAAGCUGAACGAGCCAGAGUACAAGCCGCCUGGUGGAAAGCCUGGGAUAGUUGGGUUGCCGUCGGAGAACAAAUCCGUCGACGAGAUCCUCAGCCGCCGGCGGAACCAAAGCCGGACAAUAACGAAUCGGCCGAUCCUUUCCGCUUCACUCAGAAGAAUCUCUUGGCGUACAUUCAGGCCUUCCAGCCCAUACACCGGAUUCUGCGAGCCGAGUUCGACGAAGCAAAGGUCGCUGCGCUCUUCUCGUGUCUCAAAGGAUGUGUGUCCUACCCUCACAGUUCCGACAACACGCCGGAUCGAAGUAGCCUGACCAACGUACAGGAGGCAGCCCGCGCCACAGCCAGAUCCGUCGCAGGAGUCAAAGCGGUCCCUGCACUGAUGCUGUCGGAUCUGUCAGAGUGCAUCUGCCUAGCCUACUCCGGCAUUGAUGCUGGCACCAAUGCGGGCAAGAAGCAGCCUACCUUCAUCGCUCUAUCACGAGCAAGCAUCGAUGAAGCUUUCGACUUUUUCGUCAAGCAUGAGGACGAUGCGAGCAUCUACAACGCUGGUGCCGUCGAGAGUCUCAUCUCUGCUCUGGUCAUCCCUAUCAAGCUGAAGUACGAAUGCCCGGACAGCCAAGCUGGUGGUCUCGAGGCGCAACGCAAGGCCAACGUUCGACCCAUCUGGCAAGUCGCAAUUUUGACGCUGUGCAAGAUCCUUUCGCGCUCUUGCCCUAAGCUGCACAGCAGAGCGCAGAAGGAGCAGCUUCCGUCGGAAACAGUAGAGCGUCUGUGGACCAAGGUCGUUGAUGCUGUUGAAGCAGCAGUCCUGGCUGAUUCUUCAUUGGCCCAGUCUUUGCCCGCAGACGUCAAAAACGCCGACGAGCUUUUCGGUCUCCACCUUCUCAGCACCAUCGAGAGGUUCAUCCUGCCAUGUCUGGGAGAGAAGGAAGUGCGUGAUCACCUCAUCGGGCGUGUGGCUCGUGCUUUGACGCUUGGCUCAAAGCUGUACACCUUCGAAGCGCAGAUUGACGCAGACGAUCGAAGCGGUCGAGUCGACGAUCCCCAGGAGACGACCAACGAGCGCUUUGCAUACUGGUGUUUCGAUCUGCUCUUCCUUGCCUGCUCCGCUCGCUUUGGCGGGAGCCACUCCCAGGAGUCUGCGGAUUCGGACGCGCAACGAAGGGUUGCUACGAUCCUACUACGUCACCUCAUCGCCCGCUGCGAACAGACGCUGCUGUCCUUUGCUCGCGACCUCGAGAUCCGCGGCAUGAUCCCCAUGCAGAGGAUCCGCCAAGAAGAGCUCAAUUACAUCCUCCACAGGUAUCUCGAACUGCAGCUGUCGCCGAGCACCUAUAGUCCGAGCUCCACGCAGCCGGACGGCGAGCCUGCUGCAGUCGUCGCAUGGCACAGCUCAAGACGCGCCCACCUCUUCUCGGCCUUCCAGUACCUGUUGCUGCUCGUGUCGGCACGUCCUUCUUCAGUCGUCGCGAGCAUCGGCACAUCGCUCCCACCAAUCGUACCGGCUGACACUGUAGGACUGUCAAAGAGCUUCAAGGAUCUGGGCCUGGAGCUGGGCAUGAUUGGAACGACGUCUGAUGUGUUUGGAGUGGGGAGUAGGGUAGAGGGCAUGGAGAAGGUCGCUGCGAGAGAUUUGGCUGCGCAGGCGUUGACACUGGUUGGGGCCGAUUUGGGCGUGCCUGUUCUGCCUGCUUGA